AUGGAUCCCCGGUUCUUUGGUCAAAGCGAGAGUGGGGAUUGGAUGCUGGAGGUACCUUGGGAUCGUUGUUUCGACUCCGCGGCUUCUACUACGGAUAAUAAUUCGGCCCCUGAAAUGGAACCGGAGAUAGCACACUUUUGCAACACUGAAUACGGCAGUAUCUUCCCGUCAGCUGGAACUUACGAAACCCCAAUGGAAUUUGCUAGCUUCGACGAGCAUGUCAGUUCAUACACCACGGACCUUGAACCUGUUUCCGAUCGGGGUUUGUUCGACCACGACCAGUCUCUAUAG
Penicillium hordei is the source of this 291-nucleotide messenger RNA. Its product is annotated as Zinc finger C2H2. The record is from RefSeq and is a predicted model, not a curated record. The coding region runs from base 1 to 291 and encodes 96 amino acids. NCBI's taxonomy places the organism in Eukaryota, Fungi, Ascomycota, Eurotiomycetes, Eurotiales, Aspergillaceae. The transcript has a single exon.